Molecule: messenger RNA, 672 nt
Organism: Tremella mesenterica DSM 1558
Lineage: Eukaryota; Fungi; Basidiomycota; Tremellomycetes; Tremellales; Tremellaceae
Exons: 3
Coding region: 1-672 (223 amino acids)
Source: RefSeq, a predicted model, not a curated record
AUGUCCCCAGUACCUAAUGAUCUUUGUUCAUCUUUAUCAUUCACCCUGACUGAACAUGUAAAUCUUCCAGAACAAACAGAAUCUGAUCCUACUCAAACAGUUGACAAUACUUACAUACAAAACUCCACCUUACAAAGUACGACAUUCAUGCCAGAAUCAAUUGACGAGGAUUUACCUGUGAUGUCUAAAUUUGAACAGCCUACCAAACCAAUAACCACCCAAAUCAAAUCGUACUCCUCAGAGUUGGAGGAAGACAUGUCAAAUGAAGAAAUCUCAAACUUUGAGAAUGAUAAAACCAAGGAUGUUGAUAUAGAAACUCUAGAUCUAUUGAGUGUUUUCGAAAAGCCUCAUAAGGAUAGAAAGAUCUCAAGGAAAGUCCGAGAUUUUGUGGAGGUUGGAAGAUACUCUGUUGGGUAUGAAAAUGAUUUCACUCAUGAUUUCAGCCUUGUUAAUGGUGAAAAAUACUCAUAUAUUACUACUACACACUUUGGGGAGCUAGCUGCUCAAAGAGGUCACAAAUGUGUUCAAUGGCAAGGAAAAUGGACUAGAAAAUCUGCAAUUUUCACUCGGGUGGAUGGAGAUACAAUUUCUGGAGAUCCAAUCACCCUUCCAUUAAAUUGUUUUGAUGACAAUCCUGAGGAUCACAAAGAUGAUUAUGACAUACAAAUCUGA